This is a messenger RNA of Mangifera indica (mango), 658 nucleotides long. RefSeq names its product protein RALF-like 33. The coding region runs from base 62 to 412 and encodes 116 amino acids. The transcript has a single exon. Lineage: Eukaryota; Viridiplantae; Streptophyta; Magnoliopsida; Sapindales; Anacardiaceae. The record is from RefSeq and is a predicted model, not a curated record.
CAAAUAUAAAUAGACAGGCAAUAUUGAACGGGAGUUGGACAAGGCUAAACUGACAACAACAAUGGCAAGAGCUUCUGGUUUUGUUCUGAUGGUUUGCCUAGUGUUUGUAGGUCUGACGAUGUCGUGGAGGAGCGUGGAUGCAAGUGCUCAGCAGGAGUUGAUGAGUUGGAUGGGCACCAAAGGGCGUUGCAAAGGAUCCAUUGCAGAGUGCAUGACUGAGAAUGAAUUUGAAAUGGAUACUGAGAUCAACCGUCGUGUAUUGGCCACAACACAAUACAUAAGCUAUGGAGCCCUGCAGAGUGACACUGUACCUUGUUCUCUAAGAGGUGCUUCCUACUACAACUGUCAAGCUGGUGCGGAGGCUAAUCCUUAUAAUCGUGGCUGCAGUCAAAUUACGCUUUGUCGUAGUUAAGUUACUUGUUUUCUCAGGCUGAUAUCUGGUUUUCAUCUGUAAAAAAGAAUCAAGGAUUCAAUAACUUCUGGAUGGAAGAAGAAUAUGUACCCUAUUAUUGUAUUGUAUCAGAUGGCUGUUUUAUUAUUUGUCGUGAUUUUCUGGUUUUUUUUUUUUUUCUACGAAACCGCCUGUUUUAAUUGAAUUUUCAUUUCUAUUGAUUAUUGUGAUCCAAUAUAUCUGCUUUGUGCAGAACACAAGCUUUCA